GGAGAAACAUCAAAAGUCGCGCGAAAUAAACGAAAUAAUAUAAACAAUUUGAUGAAUCGACCAGUGAUUCGCAUUCUCCCGGGGAUAAACAGCAUCAAAAUUGUGUGUGUUCCUGAUUUUUCGUUUAAUUUUCGGCUUCUGAUGGCGUUAAUUCUCUAGGCGAAGGGGUUGAUGCAAUUGUGGAGUAAAUUUUUUUAUUUUCGUUGGACAGUCUGUGGACAUUCUGGUGGAUAUGAGCUACAGCGAACCACUGUGGGAAAUUAACGGAAAUCAGGGCCCAUACGUUGGUGGUGAAAUGCCUGGGUACCCAAUGUGGGACAGUUCGGUGCUCUACCAGCCGCCACCGCCGACGCAUCCUCACGUCAACGAUCACGGCAAUGGGAUAUACCGCCAGCCCUGUGCUCUCCUCCACCAAAGUCGAUACACGUCGAACGGACGGAUUCCCAACCAGCCUACUUCCACAACGAAAAAACCACGACGAAGAGUGGCUUCAGUAUCACAAAGACGAGCUGCGAAUAUUCGGGAGAGGCGAAGGAUGUUCAAUCUGAAUGAAGCAUUUGAUAAACUUCGUAAGAAGGUGCCAACCUUCGCCUACGAGAAGAGACUCUCGCGGAUUGAAACCCUCCGUCUCGCCAUCACUUAUAUUGCAUUCAUGGGGGAAUUACUGGGAAUCGAACCGUCAAGCCCCAAAGCCGACUACAUUCCACGGGAAUACUACCUGCCGAACUGAAAUCCACGAUUUUUCUAAACUCUUUCGUUACGAAACCAUGAAACCAAAGAAAAUCACGAUCAUCAACUCGUCUGUCAGUUCUGAUCCAGUGAUUAGAUGAAAUUGUUUG
Diachasma alloeum is the source of this 839-nucleotide messenger RNA. RefSeq names its product protein Fer3. The transcript is spliced from 4 exons. The record is from RefSeq and is a predicted model, not a curated record. Gene Ontology annotation, biological process: regulation of transcription by RNA polymerase II; developmental process. The coding region runs from base 233 to 730 and encodes 165 amino acids. NCBI's taxonomy places the organism in Eukaryota, Metazoa, Arthropoda, Insecta, Hymenoptera, Braconidae. Gene Ontology annotation, molecular function: protein dimerization activity; DNA-binding transcription factor activity, RNA polymerase II-specific; RNA polymerase II transcription regulatory region sequence-specific DNA binding.